GAUACCGCACCGUCCGGGGGGAUUUUAUUCUUCUCGUUUCCCGGCCAGCAUGGAUUUUCUCAAUCACAACUACUUGAGCGCCAGGGGGCCCUACGACUACACCUUUAAUUUCUGGAACGAUUACCUGGGCCUGACCACGCUGGUCACCAAGAACCCCAAGAUGAGCGUGCCCCACAUGAGCCCCAACUCCAUCACCGAGUCCCUGAAGGCCACGCUGGGUCUGGACGACGCGCGCGAGUGCGCCUGCGCCUGCGCCUGCGCCUGCGAGGGCGCAGCGCCGGAGGGCGGCUGCUCCUGCUACUGCUGCUGCUGCUGCUGCUCGGGAUGCCCGCCCGGCACGCCCCCGCCGCCGGGCUGCGUCGCCGAGCUCAAGGAGCGCUUCUCCAUCCUCAACCCCUUCCAGAGCCACCAGCCACCGGAGCGCGAGGCGCACGGGUGCUUCCCCGGCUUCGAGCGCGCGAGGACCCGCGGCAAGCCGGCGUCCGUGCGGGGCAAGCUGGAGCCCAAAAUCUGCGUGUUCUGCCGGAACAACGGCGCACCGGAAGAGGUGUACGGCUCGCACGUCCUCAAGACGCCCGACGGCCGGGUGGUGUGCCCCAUCUUGCGGGCGUACACCUGCCCGCUGUGCAGCGCCAACGGGGACAACGCGCACACCAUCAAGUACUGCCCGCUGUCCAAGGAGCAGCCCCCGCAGAGGCCACUGAAGGGGGGCCGGGCUGUGGGGGGUAAGCGGAUGAAAAUAUUUUAAAAAAGAAAAAAAAAGAAAAAGAUGGAAUGAAAUGACCUUCAAGUAUGAUGAAGAAUUGCACUGAACCAUUUGCAGAUGACUGUCGAUUUUAUUUAGACUUUUAUCCCAUACACAUGUUGACUAAUAUGGGGUGUCCAAAAAAAGAAAUACAAACAUUUAAAAUAAUCAUAUUUAGACCAAUCCAAUGUAGGUCCAAAUAUUAUAAGCAGUUAAAUAUAUAUAUAUAUAUAUAUUUUAAUACUGUAUAUGCUCUGUGUUAUAUGUAACAUUUUUUAGUGUGGUCCUUUAAUCUCAUUUGUCAUUUUUUGAUGCUUAGAGAUUGGUUUUCAUUUUUGUCUUUUACCCAUUAUUUGAUAUUGUAUUUUGCCCUAAAGCUCUUCCUCCUCCUUGUCAUGUUACUUUUAGUUCUUAGGCAAUGUAAUAGUUUGCUUUUUCUUUUCGCUAUUAUAUUUGGACUCUUUUGACUCUUUUUCUCCCCCUUUUAGUGUGGCCCUAAACCUCCUUUUUUAUUUCUUAGAAAUGAUUUUUUUUUUUUUUUUUCCUCGUCUCUAAUUAUAUUUUUUACUUUUUUGGUGUGGCCCUAACCUGCUUUCGGAAUGUUAUUUUUAAUUCUUAUCCACUUUUUUCUUUUUUUUUCUUCUUUUUCCUAUUAUUACAUUUUCUGGGGGGCAAAACAAAAUAAUAAUACAAUCUUCAGUCGUACUUUGGACACCCCUGAUGUAUCCAGAUCUAUUUUUAUAGUUCCCUUAUCCACUCAAUGAUGGUUUGUACGUUGAAUUUAUUUUCUUUCCUAGUGUGUGGUAAUGUGUGCGUAUAUAAGUACACUAAUGUACAGUAAUCAAAUAGAGAUGGACAAAAAAAAUGAGUAUUUUGGUUAGUAGGAAUGUGAAUGUCGUGUUUCUAUACUGAGUAUUUUUUUAUCUGGCAGCAAAGCUGACCUCGUUUGUCGUCCUCGUUUAAAAUAAAAUAAAAAAAAAGUUUUGUUGGCCAUUAAAAACCCUCCUGUUAUGUUGCGGGUCAAAUUGACCCAUAUGAAACUUGAUGAAAAUGUGUACUUUAAAAUAUUUGCAAUGAAAUGGUUAGUAACUCAGUUAAUAUUGUGACAUGAACAAAGUUAAUUGUUGUUGUUUUUUUCUGUUUUGGACAUUGAACAUGGCCCAGGUCAAAUUGACCCAUGUUAAAGUUCUUCUGGUCAGUAACAAAGUAAAUAAUGACAUACAAACAACGUCUAUUGGGAUGUUUCUUCCCAGUUUGAACACCUUUAAACAAGCCCUGGGUCAAAUUGACCCAUUCGAAACCAUAUCUGGAAAAUUGACCCAUAUCAAACUUAUUGGCUUAAUGAAAAUCUUUCAUUUUACAUAAUUGCAUUUAAAUGGUUCACCACAGAGUUAAUAAUGACAUAAAAACAAUGUUUCGGGGAAUUCUCCCCCCCCUCCCAGAACACUAUUGGUUCACAAAACAGGGUCAUACUGACCCUUACGAAACGUCUUGACAAAAAGGGUUCAUUUCACAUCUUUAACAUGAAAUUGAUAGUCACAGACUCGAUAGUGACUUAUAAACAAUCUUGAAUGUUAUGGGAUCAGUUUCUUUCUCUUUUGGAUCAUUAAACACACCCUGGGGUCAAAAUGACCCAUAUGGAAGCAGUUCAUUUUACAUAUUUGCAAUGACUUGGUUAAUAAUGACGUAUUAACAAUGUUUAUUGGCAUGUUUGUUACUAAUUAUAUACAUAUAUAUUCCCAUUUCUGACACUCAUUUAACAAAAUACGCCCGGGUCAAACUGACCCAUGGACAUGAUUACUGUUCGUGAGAAAACGAAGUUAACAGGAGGGUUUAACAAAAGAAUGUGUCCAGUCAGGAGUCGUUUGAUCCCACAAAAGUUGACACUGAAACCGCAAUGAGGUGGGCCGGAGUGGAACACAAUGUGGCCUCUGUUUAAGAGAACUGUUCUUUUCCUCCAAGGAAUCCCCAACCCACCCACCCACACCGACACACACACACACACACACACACACACACAGGGGUUUUUUUUUCGAGCCAAACGCCUUCAUUUUUGUUUACAUUGCCAAAUAAGGGCAUCGACACACUGGAUUUAGCGCUUCUUCUUCUUAUUCCCACUUGGGGACAAAGCAUAUGAAUGUCGACCACAUGCUCGUUUAACUGAGGAAUUCCCAAAUAAUCAACAAUAAUCAUGCAAAACUGUUGUGAAUGUAUGCAGGACUGCGCAGUUUACCAAAGGAUGGCAAAUGUGUGUGCACGUGUGUGCGCGCGCGUGCCUGUGUGUGUGUGAUGUCAGUGUUUGAACAAAGAGUGACCACAUGAGGGCGCUACCUCAACCUGGUUUUUGUACUUCAAAGAAAAAACAAGUCUAAGGCAGUUUCUGGAAAGAGUGCCAUUUAUAAUGAGGGUUUUUCAUAGUAUUUUGGAUCUUUGUAUAACACAAUUGUAUUUCUGUUGCAUUUAACAAGACGCGAGCGCAUCAGCUAGAGCGUUGUUGUCCGAAGUACUAAUGAACAUGCCCGUACUUUAUAGGCAAAUAUACUUUUUUUGUUGUUGUUGUUGAUGUUGUUUGGAUUAAAUGAAGAAGCGAUGAUGAUGAAAA
This is a messenger RNA of Phycodurus eques (leafy seadragon), 3347 nucleotides long. RefSeq names its product nanos homolog 1 (gene nanos1). The transcript has a single exon. Gene Ontology annotation, molecular function: zinc ion binding; mRNA binding. Gene Ontology annotation, cellular component: perinuclear region of cytoplasm. The record is from RefSeq and is a predicted model, not a curated record. Lineage: Eukaryota; Metazoa; Chordata; Actinopteri; Syngnathiformes; Syngnathidae. Gene Ontology annotation, biological process: oogenesis; negative regulation of translation. Bases 50 to 748 code for a protein of 232 amino acids.